UCACCUCGCCCCAAAACUCACAGACUCACCAGCAAGCCAUGACUACCACCGCCAGCUCCAUGGACAGGCAUGUUGCAGUAUUAGGGUUCCCCACCCAUACAGCUACCCUCUUAAAACUCCUGCGCAGACUAGCAUCUGCCGCACCCACCACCAUCUUCUCCUUCUUCAACACUCCCAAGGCCAACAGCUCCAUCUCCUCUGCUCAAAGUCCCCACGGUAUUCAUAAUCUAAGAGUUUAUGAUGUAGCAGACGGCGUGCCAGAGGACCUUGUGCUUUCAGCACACCCCCUGGCACGCAUCGAGCUGUUCUUGAAGGCUACGCCUGGGAACUUUCGUGAUGCUAUGGAAGUGGCUGAGAAGGACAUUGGAAGGAAGAUAAGUUGCCUGGUGAGUGAUGUCUUUUUGUGGUUCACUGCUGAUAUGGCUGAGGAAAUGGGGGUUCCGUGGGUGGCAAUUAGGACUGCUGCACUUUACUCACUCUCCGUCCACAUUUAUACUGAUGCUAUCCGGGAAACAGUGGGAGUUGCGGGGCAGGUGCAAGACCAAACCCUUGAUUUCAUCCCAGGAUUGUCAGCUAUAAAGGUUGAAGACCUACCUGAAGGAAUGGUUUUCGGGGACACAGAAUCUCCCUUCGCAUGCAUGUUGCAUAAAAUGGGGCUCAUGCUGCCACGAGCAACCAUUGUUGCCACAAAUUCCUUUGAAGAACUAGAGCCGACCAUUGUCACAAAUGAUCUCAAGUCCAAGCUCCAAAAAGUUCUUACUGUUGGUCCUUUUGACCUAUCUUCACCACCACCGCUGAUAUUGGACGCCAGUGGCUGCCUGCCAUGGUUGGACAAUAAAAAAGAAGCGUCAGUGGCAUAUGUUAGUUUUGGGAGCAUAGCAACACCACCACCCAACGAGAUUGUAGCAUUGGCAGAAGCCCUAGAAGCAACUGGGAUACCGUUUCUUUGGUCUCUUAGGGAGCAUGCAAUGAACAAUUUACCAAAAGGAUUUCUAGAGAGGACGACCGCUCAUGGAAAAGUAGUUGCGUGGGCACCCCAGCCUCAGGUCUUAGCACAUGCCUCAGUUGCAGUGUUUAUUACUCAUAGCGGUUGGAACUCGGUGACUGAGAGUAUAGUUGGUGGUGUGCCCAUGAUCUGCAGGCCAUUCUUUGGAGAUCAACGUCUUAACAGGCGGAUGGUACAGGAUGUAUGGGGGAUUGGUAUAGGAGUUGAGGGAGGGAUCCUCACAAAAAGGGGAGUAAUGAGUGCUUUGGGACUAAUUUUGUCCCAUGAAGGGAAGAAAAUGAGAGAGAAAAUUGGGGUCCUAAAAGAGCUUGCUAGAAGGGCUGUUGAACCAAAUGGGAGCUCAACUCAAAAUUUAGGUCAUUUGUUGGAGGUAAUCACAACAUCUAAGUUACCUUUGGACACCAAUAAGUAGCUGCCUCAAUGGUGUUCGUCAGGACGUUAAAAAGUUCAGAAAGAAUAUUUUAUUUUGAGUGAUUAUUUUAGUUUAUAUUUUCGAGAAGAAUAUUUUAUGUUGAGUUAUUAUUUUAGUUUACAUUUUCUUGAAGAAUAUUUUAUGUUGAGUUAUUAUUUUAGUUUACAUUUUCUUGAAGAAUAUUUUAUGUUGAGUGAUUAUCAUUUUCGAGUCGUCAACUCCUAUAAGGUUUCUAUAUUUUAUUAUUAAGGAUUUCUAUUGAGGUAAGUAUCAGCAUGUAAUUUUCAAUAAAUUUUCUGUUGAGGUUAAGUAA
Messenger RNA from Vitis riparia (riverbank grape), 1731 nucleotides. Its product is annotated as anthocyanidin 3-O-glucosyltransferase 7-like. The transcript is spliced from 2 exons. Lineage: Eukaryota; Viridiplantae; Streptophyta; Magnoliopsida; Vitales; Vitaceae. Bases 39 to 1418 code for a protein of 459 amino acids. Gene Ontology annotation, molecular function: UDP-glycosyltransferase activity. The record is from RefSeq and is a predicted model, not a curated record.